CAUGGCAACAAGCGGCUCCAACCAGCGGCGGCGCUGCCUCAACGGAUAUGCUAACCGGAAAUACAGUGAAUGGGCGGGAGGUUGAAAGUUGGAGCAUUGCGGAUGAUAAAAAAAAAUCUAUUACCAAGUUAACUAAUGUGAAUUUAAGUAAAGACGCAUCUUCCACAAGACUAGAGAUGGCGGACAGAAAUCUUGUGCAGGAGUUGAAACGUUGGGCGACAGAGGAGUUUGGUCUGCCUCCGGAUAGCCUGCCAAAUGACAGCUAUUUUAAAACGCUCUGUGUUGGGUCAGGGAAGUCGAUAUGGAAAUAUGUCAUCCAGCACGUUUUCCAACAAAGGAACGUGAGGGUCAUGCGUGGGAAUCUCCAGUGGUACAAAGUGCUACAGGACAAAGAGCUGAAGCAGACUGAGGGCCAGAGUGAGGUUGCUAAACAGAGAGAGCUACAGAGGAAGAUAGAGCAGCUGAGAGCUGAGAUCAGUCACCUGGACUCUCAGAUCAGUGGCACAGAGGAACAGUUGGCUACCCAAGAGCAGUCCAUCAGCCACACCUGGGCACAGGUGGAGGACAACCAGCGCAGAGAGCUGCUCCUCCAGGCCUUCAGGCAGCGCUGCACCUCAGACCGUGAAGUGCUCUCUGAUGACACACAAAAGAUCAGUGGGCACUGCAAGACGCUGGAACAAAUGGCCAGGAAAGCCGAGAUCGAAGUGCUAUUUGAUCAUAAGCCUUCCAGUGGGAGUGAUAGUGAUGGCCUCAAAUGCAAAGCUGCAGCAGAGGCACAGGUCCUGCGUGAAGUGAGAGAGCUAUGUGACGACAGGGUCCACUUCUAUCAGUCUUUACAGGAGAGUGAACUGAAGACUUCUCGUUCUGCAGCCAAACAAAUGACUCGUGAACAGAGGACUGCCGUGUUUCAGUACUGGCUGAGUGCUGUGGAGAACAUGCUGGGUCGUUAUCCACCAAACCAUGUCCUCUCGGCGUUGGAGCAUUUAGCAUCCAGAGAGCAGAGGGAACUAGAGCAGAAACUCUCCUCUCUAGAUGUGACACGGGAUGUGACAGCUCUACGGUUCCGCUACGAAAAUGAUCAUCUACUGGACAUAUCAGCAGAAGAGGAUAAUGAGUUGCCCUCAGUUAAGACACUCUUAGAGGCUGCUUGGAAGGAGGUGGAGCAGAAUUUAGUGGAACUGGCCCAGACUCGCUCCAGAGUCCAGAAGCUCCAGAACCAGCUGCAGGCCCGUAAGAAGGAGGCUGAGCUUGAGGUGUCUGUUACUGCGGAUGAGCUCCACAAUGAUACCUUAGCACUUUCAGCUUUAGAGAUGGAACUCCAGUGUGUGAUGCAGGUGGCGGCCAGGGAUCAUAUCAGAGACUGGUGUAUCCAACUUGACCAACAUGCCAGAAAUCGUCAGGAGGCCGUUAGCAACCUCCGCAGCCAGUGGCAGAGCAUCCUUGACUUCAGACAACUGGUGGUUCUUAGACAGGAGCAUAUCAGAGGUCUGAUUAAGGGGAACUCCAUGGCCAAGAUGGAGCUGAUCCGACUGCACACUGAGUUACAGGAAUUUGUCCAGGGCAAACUGGCACCGCAGUUUGGAGAAGUCACAGCUGCAGCCAACAUUCUGAGGAACUCCAUUUCCAAGGAUGCUAGACAGUUGGGAAUGGUUCCUCUUCUUGCACUGGAUCGGAGGACUGUUGAAGGAAUGCAAAGAGUCCCUGCAUCGUGGUUGUCCAUCCAUCGCUUGCUGUCCCCGACCUUCAGCAGCUUGUGUCAGAGCCUGGCAUUCCCACUCUACAGGGCUCCAGAGGAGCUGUGUUCCCAGACGCGCUCCCAGCAGCUUGAGUUGCGUUUUCUCUGUCAGUUACUGCAACUUCACUCUGCUACUCUGCAGAAAAUACAGAAGGAAGCAGAGCUGCUGCAUGCAUCUGAUCAGAAUGCUCUGCUGUCCAGAGUUGUGGAGGAGGAUCAGAAGCUUCUGAAGGCUCUCAUACCAAGAGUCAGAGGCCUCACCCAACGCUGUGCCCAAGGACUUUCUUAUGGGGCCCAAGUCAAAACUGCAAUCUCCUACUGGUGGGAGAAGCCUGCCCAGCAUGUCCUACCUGAGGUCAGUAAAGGAGGACUGACUUAUCAGCAGUGGCUACAAAGGUGGAAACUUGCUGCCAAAGCCUCUUAGGGGACGCCUUACAGUACCUUUCAGUGGCACAAUAACAUACUACAGUAGUUAGAAAAUAAAACGAUGGUUAUAACUAUAUCACUCUAUUGUUUUUCUCACAUUGUUCAUGCUUGUUACCCCUCUGUGUGUUUAAUAAAUCAUUUUAAAUCCACUCA
Molecule: messenger RNA, 2314 nt
Organism: Acanthopagrus latus (yellowfin seabream)
Lineage: Eukaryota; Metazoa; Chordata; Actinopteri; Spariformes; Sparidae
Gene: haus5
Product: HAUS augmin-like complex, subunit 5
Exons: 20
Coding region: 48-2159 (703 amino acids)
Biological process (GO): centrosome cycle; spindle assembly
Cellular component (GO): centrosome; HAUS complex
Source: RefSeq, a predicted model, not a curated record